GUCUGCUGGCUGCUGCGCUGUCACAGGCCCCAGAAGGUGCCCGCUGGCGCCUAUCCACCGCCUCCACAGCCCCUCUGGGGCACAGACAUAAUGGCGUGGCCGUGGCUAUCCUGCCUCCUGCUUCUUACCCUCGUGGUAUCUGUGGAAGCCAAUGUGGCCCCGACAUUCUCUGGAAACAUGACAAGAGUGAAUUUGCCUGAGGACCUACCAGUGGGUUCCGAGGCCUUCUGGCUGGUGGCUCAGGACCAGGACCAGGACUCUCUGACCUAUGGGAUUAGUGGCCAAUAUGCCUAUUUCUUCACUGUCACCCCGGCCACUGGUGAAGUGAAGCUGGCCAGCCCUCUAGACUAUGAGACGCUCUACUUGUUCGCAGUCACCAUCUCUGUAAGCGACAGCCACAACAACCCGGUACGGAAGGAAAUGCAGGUGAUCGUGGAGGACAGAAAUGACAAUGCUCCCAUUUUCCAGAAUAGUGGUUUCUCCACCAGCAUCAGUGAGACGCUGCCAGUUGGCUCCCUGGUGUUCUCUGUGCUGGCCAAGGACAAAGACACGGGGUCUGCAGGAGCCGUGGUGUACUCCAUAGAGGAGGUCAUCCCGAGCAAUGGGGAGAGCCAGCACCUCUUCAGGAUCUUCCCCAAUGGCUCCAUCGUCCUCAAUGGCAGCCUCAGCUACAACAACAAGAGUGCCUUCUAUCAGCUGGAGCUGAGGGCCUGUGACUCAGGCGGCAUAUACAACAACACCUUCAACAUCCAGUGCUCCUCGCCUGUCUUCCUGUCCAUCUCUGUAGUCGACCAGCCAGACCUGGACCCUCAGUUUAUCAGGGAGUUUUACUCAGCCACUGUGGCCGAGGAUACACCCCAGGGAACGUCAGUGCUGAAGGUAGAGGCUGUGGAUAGUGACAAAGGCAUCAAUGACCCAGUGAUCUACAGCAUUUCCAACUCCACAAGACCCGGCUGGUUUGCCAUCAGGCCAGAUGGGGUGAUCAUGGUCAAUGGUUCCUUGGACCGUGAGCAGCUGCUGGAAGAGGAUGAGGAGGUGAAGGUCCAGGUCAUGGCCACUGAGACGAAACCCAACAUCUAUGGGCAGGAGGCCAAGGUGAGCAUAUGGGUCACACUGACAGUGACGGAUGUCAAUGACCACCAACCCGAGUUUUACAACUGCAGCCUUCUGGCCUGUACCUUCACACCCCAAGAGGCCCAAGUCAACUUCACUGGCUACGUGGAUGAGCAUGCCUCCACCCGCAUCCCCAUUGAUAACCUCACCAUGGUGGUCUACGACCCAGACAAGGGCAACAAUGGCACCUUCCUGCUGUCCUUGGGGGGCCCCGAUGCUGAAGCCUUCAGCAUCUCCCCUGAGCGGGCGGCAGGCUCAUCGGACGUGCAGGUGCUGGUGAGAGCUCCUGCACUGGUGGACUACGAGACAAAAACAGUGAUGCUGGUGCAGGUCAUGGCGACUGACUCAGUCAGUGGGAACUUCUCUGUCGCCCUGGUGACCAUCCACCUCAGAGACAUUAACGACCAUAGGCCCACAUUCCCCCACAGUUUGUACAACAUCAAAGUUUGGGAGCACAGUGCAGACGGCACAGUGGUCACCAACAGCAUCCACGCCUUUGACCCUGACACGGGUGAGGGUGGCCGCAUCACCUACAGCCUGCUUCCAGGGAACGGGGCAGAGAUCUUUAAGGUGGAUCCAGACUCAGGAAUGGUGACAGUGAGGAACAGCGUGCUGCUGGAUCGAGAGAAGCAGGCCGAGUACUACCUCACACUGCAGGCCACAGAUGGCGGGAACUUGUCGGCCUCCACCACGCUGCACAUCAUCCUGCUGGACAUCAAUGACAACUGGCCUGUGGUCAGCGGCUCCUACAACAUCUUUGUCCAGGAGGAGGAUGGCAAUGUCCUCAUAUCCCUCCAGGCUCAGGACAACGAUCAGCCCAACACCAACAACAGCCGUCUGCAUUUCAGCCUGCUUCCUGGUCCCUACAGCCACAACUUCUCAGUGGGCCCUGAUACAGGCAUCCUAAGAAACCUGGGGCCCCUGGACCGAGAGGCCAUCGAACCUGCCCUGGGGGGCCGAAUUGUGCUGACAGUACUUGUGGCUGACUGUGGCAUGCCUGUCCUCAGCACUGAAGUCAAUGUCACCAUCAAUGUGGAGGACAUCAAUGAUAACCUGCCCAUCUUUAACCAGUCUAUCUACUCCUUCUCGGUGAAGGAGAGGGACCCAGGAAAGCUGGUAGGCGUGGUGAAGGCCUGGGAUGCGGAUCAGACAGAAGCCAACAACCGUAUCAGCUUCAGCCUGACAGGGAGUGGUGCCAACAACUUCCUGCUCCGGGGCUUGGUGCUAGAGUCUGGGGGCGCUGGGGGCUACCUUUGGCUGCCUGCAGAUGUGAGCCUGGACUACGAGACACAGGCCUCCUUCAAUCUGACACUGAGUGCCGAGAACCCAGACCCCCAGGGGAAAGAGGCCAGGGCACAAGUCCUUGUGGCUGUGGAGGACGUGAAUGACGAACCACCCACUCUGGACUCAGCCUCGCUCCAGGGCAUCCGUGUAGCCGAGAAUGGCUCACAGCACGGCCUGGUGGCUGAGCUGGUUCCCCAGGAUGUGGAUACCAUGGCUCAGCUGGAGGUACAGCUUGUGAAUACCAUCUGUACCAAGGCCGGGGUCAACGUGGGCAGCCUGUGCUACGGCUGGUUCUCUGUGCUGGCCAAUGGCUCUGUGGUCAUCAAUCAGAGUGAGGCCAUUGACUAUGAGACCUGUGACCUGGUCACGCUGGUUGUUCGGGCCAAUGACCUCACAACAGACCCCCGCUUCCAGGCCUACAGUGACAACGGAAGUCUCGCUAUCACCAUUGAGGACAUGAAUGACAAUGCCCCCUAUUUUCUGCCUGACAAUAAGACUUUCGUUAUCAUCCCAGAACUUGUGGUGCCCAACCAGCAGGUGGCUUCUGUCCAGGCCAGAGACAAUGACUCAGGGAACAACGGGGCCAUUUUGUUCUCCAUCCUCCAAGUGGAUUUCAUCGCUAAGGAUGGGGCCAUGAUCCCUUUCCAGGGCUUCUUCCGGGUCUCUACCUCCUCGGAGGCCAACUUGUUCAUUGGCAACAUUGAGCUGGUGACCAACCUUGACUCCACUCUCCAAGGCACCUACCAAGUGACAGUCCAGGCCCAGGACAGACCUUCAGUGGGUCCUGCUCAGGAAGCCAAAAUCACCCUGAAUCUCUUCACUGUGGACCAAAGUUACCGUGUGAGGUUGCAGUUUUCCAUGAACAAGGAGGAGGUGGGCGCCAACAUGGAGGAGAUUACUGCGGCUCUUGUUCAGGCCACCAGGACUACUGUCUACGUUGUGAGCAUUCAGGACAUAGAAUCCACGGUUCGAGCCCGGGGACGCUCUUACCUUGAUGCCUAUUUUGUCUUCUCAAAUGGGUCAGCCCUGACACUUGAUGAGCUGAGUGUGAUGAUCCGGAAUGACCAGGAUUCACUGAUGCAGCUGCUGCAGUUGGGGCUGGUGGUGCUGGGCUCCCAGGAGAGCCAGGAGUCGGACCUGCCAAAGCUGCUCACCAACGUUAUCAUAGGAUUGGGAGUGGCUUUGCUGCUGAUCAUCGUGAUUAUGACCACGGCGCUCAUGUGUACCCGGAAGAGCUACCACCGGAAGCUUCGGGCUACGAAGGCUGCCAAGGAGGCCCGGAGGACAGCACCAGGGGUGAUGCCCUCAGUCUCUGCCAUCCCUGGGACUAACAUGUACACCACUGAGCGGGCCAACCCUGUGCUGAACCUCCCCACGAAGGACCUGAGCUUCGAGUCCCAAUCCUCUUCCAGUGACCUAGACCACAUGAGUCUCAAUUCCCUGGAUGACAACUCUGUCGAUGUGGAAAAGAACGAGGAGAAAAUCAAGAAGGAGCCCACACACAAUCUGAUAGAGCAAGAUGCGGAACCUCUGAGUGUGGUGCUGUCAGGAAGGAAGACGGGCACAGGUGGACAGCAGGAGAAGCUGUCCUUCACCAAUGCUGGCCUGGACACCACAGACCUCUGAUGUCCCUGCCACAGGACCCUUGCUGCAGAGUGCCAUAUGGGCCCCCCCUCUUCUGGUCCACCCUGGAGGAUGUCUUGUCACCCCAAACUACACCAACCCUUUUCUGAACACAAGGAUAAAUUAUGCAGCUCGG
Messenger RNA from Nyctereutes procyonoides (raccoon dog), 4156 nucleotides. It is a transcript of the gene CDHR2, whose product is annotated as cadherin related family member 2. Gene Ontology annotation, cellular component: catenin complex; adherens junction; plasma membrane. Gene Ontology annotation, molecular function: cadherin binding; calcium ion binding. The coding region runs from base 91 to 4023 and encodes 1310 amino acids. NCBI's taxonomy places the organism in Eukaryota, Metazoa, Chordata, Mammalia, Carnivora, Canidae. Gene Ontology annotation, biological process: adherens junction organization; homophilic cell-cell adhesion; cell-cell junction assembly. The transcript is spliced from 32 exons. The record is from RefSeq and is a predicted model, not a curated record.